AUGACAACGACAUCAGCUCCCCGAGGCUGCGGCAACAUCAAUGCUGACUAUUAUCUGCUCUGUGACAUGGAGCAGGCCUGGGGCAUUGUCCUGGAAUCACUGGCUGCAGCUGGAGUCAUUGUCACCAUUUUCCUCAUCUGCUCACUCUUCUUCCUCAUCUGUAAAGUCCAAGACAACAGCAAGCGACACAUGAUCUCCAUCUAUUUCUUUUUCCUCUUAGGCACCCUUGGCAUUUUUGGUCUCACGUUUGCCUUUAUCAUUAAACUCAAUGACAAUACUCGUCCCACACGCUUUUUCCUAUUUGGAGUCCUCUUCGCUCUUUGCUUUUCCUGUCUCCUCACCCAUGCCUGCAACCUCAACAAACUAGUGAAAGGAAGAAAGUCCUUCUCCUGGCUGGUGUUGCUGCUUCUCAUUGCUGCCUUUGCUCUGGUGCAAGUUGUGAUCAGCAUUGAGUACCUAGUCACCAUGAUAGUAAACCAAAAAGAUGUAUUUCUGAAUAUGUCUGCAGAGAAGACCAACAAAGACUUUGUCAUGCUACUGAUCUAUGUGCUCUUCUUAAUGGCUCUGACUUUCCUGGUUUCCAUGUUCACAUUUUGUGGGCCAUAUAGAACCUGGAAGAGGCAUGGAGCACACAUCUUUGUCACUGUCCUGUUCUCCAUUGCCAUUUGGGUGGUGUGGAUCACUAUGCUCACAAGAGGCAACAUAAAUUUAAACCAUCCUACCUGGGAUGAUCCUGUCGUGGCCAUUGCUCUGGUGUCCAAUGGAUGGAUCUUCUUGAUAAUGUACAUGAUCCCUGAAAUUUGUUUCCUCACUGCCCCUCUGAGGCUGGAAGACUACCCUGCAGAAAACGAUUUUUGCAAUCCCAGAUUGAUAAAACAGACCUCUGGAGUGGACAAUCAUGCCUACACCCAAGAUGAAAUUCUGCAAGGAGGAAAAGGAGACCCCAGCAGCUCCCCAUACUCUCCUCAACUUCAGAUGAAGGCCAUCGAACCCCAGAAGGAUUUCAGCAUCCCUCGGCCUAAAGCCCAGCCCAGCCCUUACCAUGAUUACACUGGUGGGAAAGGUCCCAUGUAG
Nothoprocta perdicaria is the source of this 1074-nucleotide messenger RNA. Its product is annotated as retinoic acid-induced protein 3-like. The coding region runs from base 1 to 1074 and encodes 357 amino acids. The transcript has 3 exons. The record is from RefSeq and is a predicted model, not a curated record. Gene Ontology annotation, biological process: G protein-coupled receptor signaling pathway. Gene Ontology annotation, molecular function: protein kinase activator activity; G protein-coupled receptor activity. Lineage: Eukaryota; Metazoa; Chordata; Aves; Tinamiformes; Tinamidae. Gene Ontology annotation, cellular component: signaling receptor complex; extracellular exosome; plasma membrane.